Messenger RNA from Bipolaris zeicola 26-R-13, 447 nucleotides. RefSeq lists its product as uncharacterized. Lineage: Eukaryota; Fungi; Ascomycota; Dothideomycetes; Pleosporales; Pleosporaceae. Gene Ontology annotation, biological process: protein import into mitochondrial matrix. Gene Ontology annotation, molecular function: transmembrane protein transporter activity. Gene Ontology annotation, cellular component: mitochondrial inner membrane; TIM23 mitochondrial import inner membrane translocase complex. The record is from RefSeq and is a predicted model, not a curated record. The annotation marks the transcript as partial. The transcript is spliced from 3 exons.
AUGGAUCAUUCGCGCGAUCCUUGUCCGUGGGUCAUUCUCAAUGACUUUGGCGGUGCUUUCGCCAUGGGUGCUGUCGGAGGAGCAGUAUGGCAUGGUGUUAAAGGCUUCCGCAAUUCACCCUACGGCGAGCGACGCAUAGGCGCCAUCACAGCGAUCAAGGCACGCGCACCAGUCCUCGGCGGCAAUUUUGGUGUCUGGGGAGGUCUCUUCAACACAUAUGACUGCGCCGUCAAGGGAAUCCGGAAGAAGGAGGACCCAUGGAAUGCCAUCAUCGCUGGUUUCUUCACGGGUGGGUCGCUUGCGGUGCGAGGAGGCUACAAAUCGAUGCGUAACGGCGCGAUAUCGUGUGCCAUUCUGUUAGCAGUCAUUGAGGGCGUCUCAAUUGGUUUCAACCGUAUGAUGGCCGACAACACAAGGCUUGACGCUCCCCCACCACCACCAAGCGAC